Molecule: messenger RNA, 1584 nt
Organism: Eutrema salsugineum
Lineage: Eukaryota; Viridiplantae; Streptophyta; Magnoliopsida; Brassicales; Brassicaceae
Product: stomatin-like protein 2, mitochondrial
Exons: 9
Coding region: 105-1328 (407 amino acids)
Cellular component (GO): membrane
Source: RefSeq, a predicted model, not a curated record
GUGAGAGCAGAGAUUUUAUUUUCCUGAGUUCGGCGAAGAAGAGUGAAUACGCCUUCAAGAGGUUUUUGUUUGGGUUCUUCCUUCUUCAUUUCCUAAUAUUCACAAUGAUGAACCAUCUCGUCCGUAGAAGCUCCGUCGGUUACACCGCCUUGAGGUCCGUUGGGUACCUCCGGCAAUCAUCCGUCGCCUCUCCAUCUCCGAUUUUCUCCGCCGCCGCAGCAACCGUCCGCCAGUUCACCUCUGCCGGCUAUCCUUCCAACAGCUUUCAGUUGACGCCGCCGGUGAACUGGGGAAUCCGGAUAGUACCGGAGAAGAAGGCGUUUGUGAUUGAGCGGUUCGGUAAAUUCGCCAAGACAUUGCCGUCGGGGAUUCACUUCCUCAUCCCGUUCGUGGAUCGCAUUGCUUAUGUUCAUUCCCUCAAGGAAGAAGCAAUCCCGAUUCCGAAUCAGACUGCGAUUACCAAAGACAACGUUAGUAUCCACAUCGAUGGCGUUCUCUAUGUCAAGAUAGUGGAUCCUAAAUUAGCUUCAUAUGGCGUUGAGAGUCCCAUCUAUGCUGUUGUGCAGCUGGCUCAGACCACAAUGCGUAGUGAGCUUGGUAAAAUCACGCUUGAUAAGACCUUCGAGGAACGAGAUACUCUCAACGAGAAGAUAGUGGAAGCCAUCAAUGUUGCUGCAAGGGACUGGGGUCUUCAGUGCCUUCGUUAUGAGAUUAGGGAUAUUAUGCCCCCUCAUGGAGUGAGGGUUGCUAUGGAGAUGCAAGCUGAAGCUGAGCGUAAAAAAAGAGCCCAGAUUCUUGAGUCUGAAGGAGAAAGGCAAGCCCAUAUCAAUAUUGCUGAUGGUAAGAAAAGCUCUGUAAUAUUGGCAUCGGAAGCAGCAAAGAUGGACCAGGUGAAUCGAGCACAAGGUGAGGCAGAAGCAAUACUAGCCAGAGCAGAAGCAACUGCCAGAGGUCUUGCCUUGUUAUCUCAGUCCCUCAAGGCAACUGGGGGCGUAGAGGCUGCGAGUUUGAGAGUUGCAGAACAAUACAUUCAAGCCUUCGGUAACAUUGCCAAGGAGGGUACGACAAUGUUACUUCCAAGUACUGCUUCAAAUCCUGCUAGCAUGAUUGCUCAAGCUUUGACAAUGUACAAAAGCCUUGUCAACAAAGGUCCAAGCAGCGAUCACCAAGAAACGGCAUCAGUGGAAGGAGACUGGGAAGACACGGAUGAGAAAGAAAUAUCAGAAGGCUCUAAAUACCGAUCAGGCACAACAACAUUCGACUCAGAGAAGCCAGGUCACACCGGUGUACCACGGUUCUCUCUUCAGAGUCGCGACAAGGAGCCAUAGUAGCCAGCCAAACCAAGGAUGAGAUAAUUCUUUUGGGUACGAGAAAACAGAAAGCCAUCUUUUCAGCUUUCAAAUAUGAGACACUGUCGGUCUUCCUCGUUUGAGCGGCUAUAAUAUCUUCAUUUUGCAAAUAGAAAACAUAUCUGAACAUCGGUUUUCUGAAAGAGGUUCCCCAAAUGAUUUGGUCUGAACAUUUAACAGCGAAAGUCAGUUAUCUUGUGACUCUUUUUUUGUUUUGUUAUCCAGUUCGAUUGUA